AUGAAAAGAAAAAGCGAAGAGUCAAAGGAGCAGGCGCAGGACGGAAGCAAGAUGCCGCGGCGCGAGCACGACGAGGAGGAAUUUUUGAGGAGACGACGGAAACGCAUGAUCCACAUCGAGUUUGUCGACACGAACAGGGGCUUCGAGGUGGCCCGCCCGGCGGGCUCCUACCUGUCGACGAUGGGCGUGCCGGGCAGCAAGGGACUUCGGCACAAGCUGUACCCCGAGGAGACGCUCUACCUGCGUGAGACGGGCGCCGCCUACGUUACCGACAAGGCGGGCAACGAAUUGACGACGGCUCAGCUCCAUGGAAUCGCGCUCAAUCUCGUCCCACACACCCACUUCACCGCCUACCGCGAGAUUCGGCGCAGCGGCUUCGUGAUCGUCCGGAAAAGGUUCGAUCCGUCGGUUCACGGCCUUCCAACGACUAGCACUGCAUCGAGCGCACUUUCUGAAGAAGUUGCGGAAACGCCCGCCGAGAGGGUUCAGCUGAAGCCGUUCCCGCGCCGGCUGCUCGACGAUUUCCCGAUGAUGAUACGCGAGGGCCAGCUGGAGAUGAAAAACUUGGCGGCCGACGAUGCGCUCAACCCGGUAGGCCAUGCCGUCGAAGCUAACCUGCCGCUCAGUCCAACGUUGUUGCGCUUCAGUUCUUUGGCCGGAAGAAAGGACGCGAAACGACUUGCUCGCCGUCUGGCGCCUGGCUAUUGGCCAAAUCUAGAGCAUAUUGCCCGUACCGCCACCGAUUGGGCCGACUACCGCAAGCGUGCCCUCGCCGCCAUCAACAAUGCCCGUGAGAUGCGCACGCGAAACAGUGCAAGG
Molecule: messenger RNA, 819 nt
Organism: Mesorhabditis spiculigera
Lineage: Eukaryota; Metazoa; Nematoda; Chromadorea; Rhabditida; Rhabditidae
Source: the annotation of a GenBank genome assembly